Messenger RNA from Erinaceus europaeus (western European hedgehog), 530 nucleotides. It is a transcript of the gene APOC2, whose product is annotated as apolipoprotein C2. Gene Ontology annotation, biological process: lipid transport; positive regulation of phospholipid catabolic process; chylomicron remnant clearance. The record is from RefSeq and is a predicted model, not a curated record. Gene Ontology annotation, cellular component: intermediate-density lipoprotein particle; low-density lipoprotein particle; spherical high-density lipoprotein particle. Bases 34 to 384 code for a protein of 116 amino acids. Gene Ontology annotation, molecular function: lipoprotein lipase activator activity; phospholipase binding; phospholipase activator activity. The transcript has 4 exons. Lineage: Eukaryota; Metazoa; Chordata; Mammalia; Eulipotyphla; Erinaceidae.
AGCUAUAAAGGUCUCUCUGCCCAGUUCCUGCGGAUGCUCACAGCCACCAGAGUCCCGCCUCCCAGCUCCCUCGACGCCAUGGCCUCCAGAUUCCUUCUGGCUCUGUGUCUCGUCCUCCUGGUCCUGGGGUUUGAGGCCCAGGCGGCCCACGUACCCCAGCAGGAUGAGGUGACGGACACCCCGCUGCUAAGCCAGGUGCAGGAGUCACUCUUGAGUUAUUGGGACAAAGCCAAGGCCGCCGCCACGGGCCUCUACCAAAACAAGUACCUGAGCAGCAUGGACGAGAAACUCAGGGACAUGUACAGCCAGAGCACAGCUGCCGUGAGCACCUAUGCGGGCAUCUUCAGUGACCAGCUCUACUUCCUGCUCAAGGGUGAGGAGUAGGACCUCCCAUACAUGCCUGGAAUGGGCGGGUCCUCUCCCCAACACCCCUGCGGGCUCCCCUGGACCGUCCCAACACAUCCUAGCAGCUCUGGACACCCUGGGCAUAACACCAACCUGACGUUUUAAUAAUAACAAUAACAACAACA